Messenger RNA from Panonychus citri (citrus red mite), 1677 nucleotides. RefSeq lists its product as uncharacterized. The record is from RefSeq and is a predicted model, not a curated record. Lineage: Eukaryota; Metazoa; Arthropoda; Arachnida; Trombidiformes; Tetranychidae. Gene Ontology annotation, molecular function: chitin binding. The transcript is spliced from 5 exons. The coding region runs from base 137 to 1309 and encodes 390 amino acids. Gene Ontology annotation, cellular component: extracellular region.
UGGUUCCAUUAGGUCAAUGGAUUAGACUUUCUUCAUUGGAACAAUCAGUUUUUGUUGAUCAAAUUUAUUCAGUUCGUUAAUUUUUUAUUUUGUGUUCUUACCUGAGAUUACCUAAACUUCAUCGAGUUAAUUCACAAUGUUCAUUAAAUCAUCUUUCGUUUUAUUAUUUAUUUUCGCUGCUGUUUCAGCCCAAUCGAAUUACAAUUCUGGUCGAUUCGAGCAACAACAGCAACAAGAUCGAGGUUAUGAUGGAUCAACUUCAACUGGAUCUCAACAAAUCCAAGAAGGUGAACGAGCCCCAGCUCCCAAUUCUGUCGAAGGUGAAGCGGGACCUGAACCACCAGCACUAGUACCUCAAACUAGUUUCACUUGUGAUGGUAAACCUUAUGAUCCAGGAAUGUACGCUGACAUGGAAGUCGCUUGUUCCGUUUAUCAUAUGUGUUUCAACGGUCGAAAAGAAUCUUUCCUCUGUGGAACUGGAACUAUGUUCAAUCAAGAAAUUUUAUCCUGUGAUCAUCCUCAGAACGUUGAUUGUUCAGCUUCACCAAAUUUCUACAAUGCCAAUGAAGAAUUAGGAAAACCUGGUGCUGAACCCGCUCCUGGCUCUCAACCAGCUCCUCGUCCUCGACCACCACCACCAGCCGCUAACAGACCAAUUCCUCAACGACCAGUUGUCAGCGGAGCUCCACGACCCCUUCCACGACCAGCCCCAGUCCAACGACCAAUCCCAGCUCCACGACCUCAAGUACAAGGUCCAAAUUACGGUUCAGGAGCAACUGACCAAACUACUGACUUUGAAGGUCCACAACAACCAGACUACCAAGAACAAGUUCAACCAGCACUCCCUGCCCUUCCUGCCCCAGCCCCAGCUCCUGCUCCACGACCAAGUGGAAAGGUUUCCCCACCACAAGCUCCCCGACCAGCCCCAGCUUACCGACCUCCUGCACCAGCAGCUCCACGUCCCAUCCCUCGGCCAGCCCCAGUUUACCGUCCACCCUCACCUGCUCAAGUCCCAUCAUACAGACCAGUCCAACAACCAGCCCCAGCUCCAGCUUACCGACCAGUUCCAGCUCCAGCUCCAGUUCCCUCAUACCAACCCGCUCCAGCUCCAGCUCCAGUUAGACGACCAAGUAAAACUUCACCACGAAGACCCGCUCCCCAGCCAAUCCCACCUCCAGUAGUCCAAACUACCGAUGAGGAACCAGAUUACGAGCCAAGUUCAGUUUACUAUUCCCAAGAACUGCCAAAACAACAACAACGAUCAAGAUACGCCGUCUCUUCAAGAAGAUGGAAUCAAUAUCGUUCAUAAAUCACUGGAAAACCAAUCAAAUAAUUAACAGAAUUUGUUAACAAAUUGCCAAGUGUUGAAAAUUUUUUUUCUUCCAAACGAAUUCAGAUUAACUUUUUUUCUCUACCUGUGUGAAUUUCUCAUCAUUUAUCUUCCUGUUAAAUGACCAAUACUCUUAGUUUUACUCAGAAAUUAUUUUAAUCACCAUCAAAUUUUUGUGUACAAUUUGUUAAUUCAAAUCAAACAUUCAAUCGGUUUAAUUUUCAAUGUUCCGAAAAAUUAAACGAUGAUUGAUUAAAACUCAAUCUAAGAUGAUGUAUUAAUCACCAACAUCUCAUAAAAAUUAAAUUCUUAAUAAAGAUUUUUACAUUUCUUUUUCUACCAAACAA